AUGGCUGAUGAAGACGCUAAAUUCGCUGUAACUUCUGUAGCGAGCACACAACGGGCGGCUUCCUUGGCCCGCCUCGGGGAGCUUCGACCUAUUUUCUUAGCCCUCCAUAUCGGUGGUGGUCUCGUCGGACUGCCUUUGCUCAUCAUCACAUUCCUUGCGACUUCAAAAAUACCUCGUCAACCUGCCCUUAUUAAUUUCUGUGUUGCAUGGGUUAUUAAUUCAAUCUCAUAUACCCUUGUAUCUCUGGGUGGAACCUCGCAUACCGCGUCAACGCCUUUGUGCUUCUCGCAGGCAGCGAUGCUAAACGGCGCUCCUCCGAUGGCAGGCGUUGGGACGUUUUUGGUUGUGUUUCAAAUUUGGCGUACCUUUCGAGACCCAAUUUCGUUGCGCGUUUAUGGUGGUCGGCAAUGCUCAGAGAAAGCUGCCCUAUUUGUUACCUUAUCUUUACCUUAUAUUGUAUUUAUUCUCUUUACCAUUACAUCCCUGGUGCUGCAAAUCAAGUCACCACACACACUCGACCGAUCUAAUGGUCUUUAUUGCACCGUUACAGGUCUCGCAUUCCGCCGCUGGAGUGUUCCUCUGUCCACAGUUACUAUCCUUAUCCUGAUGUUAGGCUUUGAAAUUGCUAUCGCAAUUCGUUACUACCUGGCGAGGCAGAGGAUCCUCAAUAGCUUUCCACUUGCAAACCGUUCCACCUCGCGGGGGCUAGUCAUAAGAAUCAGUCUAUUUAAUAUAUACCUUUUGAUAACUUUUGGUGCUAGCGUGGUCUUUCUUUCUGGUGCAAUCCAGCCAUGGGCCUACAUGGUACAAGCGGCGCUGUCAAUGGUGGCAUUCGUGCUAUUUGCCACACAAAAGAAUGUAUUCGAUGCAUGGUGUUUCUGGAAGAAAAGUAACAAUGAAACACAUUCAGAUGAAAGUGUUCCUGCGUUGCGGAAGCAUGGCCCAAACGUUGAUGCUGGCAUUAAUUUGGAUCCGCCUUCCCCUGAUAUUAUUGCUGCAGAUAGAGUAUAG
Messenger RNA from Psilocybe cubensis, 1011 nucleotides. RefSeq lists its product as uncharacterized. The record is from RefSeq and is a predicted model, not a curated record. The coding region runs from base 1 to 1011 and encodes 336 amino acids. NCBI's taxonomy places the organism in Eukaryota, Fungi, Basidiomycota, Agaricomycetes, Agaricales, Agrocybaceae. The transcript is spliced from 12 exons.